UAUUCCUCACAUUCAGCAUCCUACGAAUCUCUAAAGAUCGAAAGAAUUGAUUGUAAUAGGGGGUUCAGAGAGAUCGUAACGGAAAAUAAAAAUGACUUCUCCUAGAUCAAUUCGGGGAAAGAACUCAGUGACCUCGCUGGGUUCAAAGAAAUCACUAAAUACUUAUUUGGCGAGUUCUUUAAUGAGUCAUGACAGUAUUUUUGAUGGUCCUGGCUUAGGAACAAGCGUUCCAUCUAGUAUUUCUAGUUUCCAUCACAAAACUCAACGAGGUUCUUCUGAUGCUAGUAUUAGUCAAUUCAGCAUGGACUAUUUGCAAUCUGAGUACAACUUGAGUCGAUAUAAUGACACGGACUCUAUCGCCGCAGCUAGCAGCGUAGACUACCCAAAUUUUUUCCGUGAAAAUGGUUCUGCAGUUUACAGUGAUGAAGAAGAAAUUACAGAGAUGAUGCUAGAGGAACUUAACUUUCACCCUAUUUUGCGACGUGAAUCUCCCGGAGAAGCUGCUGGCUUAAGUGAUGAUGGAUGCUGCCAAAUUAUGUAUUUGGUAGAAGAAGAUCUCGAGGUUGGAAUUGCUGGAUACAAGACUAACAAACUCCAUGCUAGAAUAUACAACAUGUUAUGUAUCCUUACUUUUGGUCUUGUUUAUCUUAUAAUGAGAUGGCUCCCUAGAUAUUACAUUCGAUUCAUUGGUAAACGUGAACCGCUCGCUACUGCGGAAUGGUUAACUAUUGAAACUCAAUGGGGUGAGAUCUCGAGGUAUGACAUUCAGGUUCAACCUUAUGAGAAUUCUCUUUCAUCUAUUUUCGGUGCCUCUGUUCGUGUGGCUACACCUGAAGACACUGAUAAUGAUCCUUUCGUUGAAAACUUUCGCUAUGUAAACUAUCGCUACAUGAAGUUAAUUUUCCAUCCCAUCUUGGAACGGUUUCUUAUUCAACAAGAUUGGAAGGAUCCGCGCUGGAUUCGUGAUACCAACGUUGCCAAAGAAGGCUUGGAACGUGAUGCUAUCAAUGAUCGUCUAAAAAUUUUCGGCGAAAAUUUGAUUGAUUUGGAAUUCAAAGGUGUUAUUCAGCUUUUGUUGGAUGAAGUUUUGCAUCCUUUUUAUAUUUUUCAAGUUUUCUCAAUUAUCCUUUGGUCUUUAGAUGCUUAUUAUUACUAUGCUAUUUGCAUUUUCACUAUUUCUGUGGUAUCUAUCAUUGGAAGCUUAAUUGAAACUCAAACGACUUUGAAACGUAUGCGUCAAAUGUCCCGAUUUACCUGUCCCGUUCGUGUUUAUCGUGAUGGCUUUUGGGCUAGCAUUCCAUCUACUGACUUAGUAAUUGGUGAUGUUUUUGAAAUCUCGGAUCCAGAACUAACGGUUUUCCCAGCCGAUGCUCUUUUGCUUUCAGGUGACUGCAUUGUAAAUGAAAGUAUGUUAACUGGUGAAUCCAUUCCCGUUUCGAAGAUUCCAGCUACAGAUCAAGGAAUGAAAGAUCUUUUUGCAUUUUCUAGAAUUAUACCUCCUUCUCUCUCUAAACAUUUCCUUUUCGGAGGAACAAAAAUUAUUCAAGUGCGUAAGCCCUUUGUUAAUGAGAAAGAAGAAGGUGCUUCUCUCGCCAUGGUCGUUCGCACUGGUUUCAAUACCACCAAAGGCGCCUUAGUUCGAUCCAUGAUUUUUCCAAAGCCGACAAACUUUAGCUUUUAUCGUGAUUCUUUCCGAUUUAUCACCGCUAUGUUUAUUAUCGCUCUUGUCGGGUUUGUUUUUAGUUCUAUUAAUUUAUUGACUAUAGGUGUACCUGUUAAAACUAUCAUCAUUCGUGCUUUAGACUUAAUCACAAUUGUCGUUCCUCCUGCUUUACCGGCAACUCUUACAAUCGGUACUACUUUUGCAAUUUCAAGAUUAAGAAGGCAAGGGAUUUUUUGCAUCAGUCCUCAACGUGUGAAUGUAAGUGGAAAGCUUGAUCUCAUAAGUUUUGAUAAAACUGGAACACUUACGGAAGAUGGACUUGAUAUUAUGGGUGUUUCUGUUAUUGAAGAUUCAAAAUUAAGUGAUCUACGAACUAAUCCUAGUAAAUUAUGUUCAAAAGACUUGCUUUCUGAUGAUAGCCCUUCUAAUUUACUGUUUACAAUGGCUACUUGUCAUAUGCUUCGUCGCGUGGACGGUGAACUGCUAGGAGAUCCGUUAGAUUUGAAAAUGUUUGAGUUUACGGAUUGGACAUAUUCGGAAGAGAAUUUUACGAACAAGAUGACUUCUUCUGAGCAAUCUGAGGAUGCCGCUUACAUGCGAACCCAGCAAUUAAUACCACCUACUGUAUCACCUCCAUGGAACGAUCCAUCAAUCAAUUAUUCCGAAAGCGAUUUGGAACUUGGCAUAAUCCGAACUUUCGAGUUUGUAUCUCAACUUCGCCGCAUGGCUGUAAUAGUGAAACAUGGGCAAUGUAAGAAAAUGGAUAUUUAUGUAAAAGGUGCACCUGAAGUUAUGUCUUCGAUCUGCAAGCCUGAGUCGUUUCCUGAAAAUUACGAAGAGGUAUUAGAUUACUAUACCCAUAAUGGUUUUCGAGUUAUUGCUUGUGCAUCCAAACAUUUGGAGAACUGUACAUGGGCGAAAGCACAAAGGAUGAAACGGACACAAGUUGAAUCUGAUUUAGACUUUUGUGGGUUUAUUGUUUUUGAAAACAAAUUAAAGUCUACUACUGUUCCAGUUAUUAGAGAAUUAGAAGAUGCAAACAUUCGGACUGUGAUGUGUACAGGUGACAACGUAUUGACCUCUAUAUGUGUGGGUAAACGGUGCGGUAUGCUUCCAGAAGAUGGUCUGGUCUUUGUACCACGGUUUGAGGAAGAAGAGUCCAUUGGGGAUAUAGCAUCUCGAAAACUUAUAUGGCAGUCAAUUGAAGAUAACGAAGUUUACUUGGAUCCUCUAACCCUUCAUCCUGUGGUGAAUUCCGCAAAUCGUGAAUUAUUAUCAACUGAGUUCAAACGAUUAAAAAAUUACCACAUGGCUAUAACAGGUGAUGUCUUCCGGUGGUUAGUUGAUUAUGCUCCCGCUGAGCAUUUUUAUGUCAUAUUGCUAAAAUCACAAAUUUUCGCAAGAAUGUCUCCUUCCGAAAAGAACGAGUUGGUCUCAUGCUUCCAAAAGCUAGAUUACUGCGUUGGUUUUUGUGGUGAUGGAGCAAAUGACUGCGGUGCAUUAAAAGCUGCUGACGUUGGCAUUUCGCUGUCUGAAGCUGAAGCCUCCGUGGCUGCUCCUUUCACCAGUCGGUGGUUUGAGAUUUCUUGCGUACUAGAUGUCAUUAAAGACGGUCGUGCAGCAUUGGUAACAAGUUUUGGUUGUUUUCAAUACAUGGCUUUAUAUUCUGCUAUCCAAUUUGUUACCGUCAGUAUGUUGUAUACAACAAAUUCUAAUUUAGGCGACUUUCAAUUCUUAUUUAUUGACCUGGCAAUUAUUUUACCGAUUGCCGUAUUUAUGGGACGAUCCAAGCCUUAUCACAGGCUAGCUCGGAAACGUCCUACAGCAAAUUUGGUUUCAAAACGGAUUCUAUCACCUUUAAUUGGACAGAUCUUCUUCAUCUGCGCAUUUCAGUAUAUGAUUCUUAGACUCGUCCGCCAGCAGCCUUGGUACAUAUCCCCCCCUGCAGCUGGAUCCGAAAAAUCAAGCAUUGCCAACAGCGAUGUAACAAGCUUGUUUUUAUUUUCCUGCUUCCAGUAUAUAUUGAUAGGGCUUGUAUUGACUGUUGGGCCUCCCUAUAGACAGAGAAUGUGGAGAAAUGUGUCUUUUACUGUAACAAUUUUCGCCUUGUUGGGAAUUACAGUUUCUCUUAUCAAGCUACAGGAUCAAAACAAUUAUUUUAUGAGAAUGUUUCAACUUACGCCUACGUCAAACAGCUUUCAGAAUCUUAUAAUACUGUCUGCCAUAAUUUAUUAUGUUUGUGCUGCUAGUGGACAGCAAUAUGUUUUUGCUGGUUUGACUAAUACUAUUUCAAGGGUUUAUCAACGGUUGCAAAACAAAAGGAAAUCCUCGAAAAAACUUUACAAACGUCUUUAUACAAAUCUGCAAAACGAACUGGUAUAAGAAACAUCGUUAAUUCCUUUAAAGUUUUAUAUUUUUGGUUGUUUAUUUUUUGGAUUCUAUUUCUUACACGUUUUGUUAGUGAUGAUAGUUAACACUCUUUUAAUAAGUUCUAAAAAAGUACUACUGAGCGGUAUAAAUAGUCAAUAAAGGAGGAAUCAUGUAUUGGUUAGUUCGUAGGCUAUUUUGAAAAGAUGGUGAAACUAAAAUGUAUACAACUUUUUAUAAUAAGUCAUGUUUUCUUUUUUUGUAUUACUCUAAAUCUCGAGAUGAUAUUUGUACAUCGUCACGACCCCAAAGAACUCUGGAAGGACUCCAUACCUGAAGGAUGUUAUCGUCAGCUAAACUAGCAAGGACCCAGCGCUCACUUGGACACCAGCUAAAUUCUGAAAUUCUGUUUGUAUGCCCGCCGUGCAUAAAUAACAACUCAGGGACACCGUCCUCAGCAUCCUCUGCAGACUGUUCUUCUCCAAUUUUGGCAAGAUCCCAUAUGCAAACACGGCGAUCGGUAGAACUAGAAGCCAAAAUAGGUUCGUCAUGAGGAGACCACUCUAGGCCAUAGACAUCGUCCUCAUGUCCUUCUAAAGUAUGAAGGCGCUGAUGAGGAUUUCGAAGGUCCCAAAGAGCAACUGUUUUAUCUGCACUUGCAGUAGCUAACAAGUAGUCAUUAAAAGGGUUAAUAGCUACAGCAUUAAUGGCUUUUGAGUGAGCGUGAAUAACCUUAGGAGCGCGAUCGUUAGGGUUUAACCUAGUAUCAUGUAUCUGUAAAGUACAGUCAUCGGACACUGAAACUAAAAGGGCUUCAUGUUGAGGAUGAUAUUGGACAUCAUUAACAAUAUCAGAAUGUCGAUGAAAUUUUGCGGUAGGAGAUAAAUCCACUGACUGGGUAGCUGAAAAGGAGGAUGUGUUGAUGUCCCAUAAACAAAUGAACUGAUCUUCAGCGGCAGUUGCUAGACGGCCAGUUUGGUUAGGGUUCCAGCAAAGACCAUAUCCUUCGGAAGUAUGACCGUGAAGGAUAGCUUGUGGUAAAGAAUUGUUAGUUGGUAAAGCGCCGUGAUCAUUCAAGUUAAAAAUAUAAGAAUUUCCAGCAACGCCCAUAGUAGCAACAAUGUCAGGAUUUUGAGGCAUAUAGCGAGCCCGAUUCACUUCGCCAUCGUGACAAAUCUUUUGAGUAAUUUCGAUGUUGUAAGAGCCUUCACGUUGGGCUCUACGAACAUUAGCUGGCGUAAUGUCGAUAGUAUCCUCGUCAAAAUUGGGCAAUUGGACAGAAGCCACUUGCAGAUAAUUUUGAUCAUGGCCUGAAGUAUGGGUUCCUAGGAGAAGCCGUUGAACAGAAUAAUCUUUGCCUGAUACCCUAUAGUCACAUGGUUAAUAAGAUGCUUGCUUAAUAAAGAUGGAAACAG
Messenger RNA from Schizosaccharomyces cryophilus OY26, 5445 nucleotides. RefSeq names its product P-type ATPase P5 type. Lineage: Eukaryota; Fungi; Ascomycota; Schizosaccharomycetes; Schizosaccharomycetales; Schizosaccharomycetaceae. Bases 92 to 4045 code for a protein of 1317 amino acids. The transcript has a single exon. The record is from RefSeq and is a predicted model, not a curated record. Gene Ontology annotation, cellular component: membrane. Gene Ontology annotation, biological process: intracellular calcium ion homeostasis. Gene Ontology annotation, molecular function: ATP hydrolysis activity; P-type ion transporter activity; ATP binding.